Molecule: messenger RNA, 1212 nt
Organism: Lathyrus oleraceus (garden pea)
Lineage: Eukaryota; Viridiplantae; Streptophyta; Magnoliopsida; Fabales; Fabaceae
Product: extensin-like
Exons: 3
Coding region: 1-1212 (403 amino acids)
Source: RefSeq, a predicted model, not a curated record
AUGGGAAUCAUUGAUCAAGUCAGAGCCAAACCAACACUUGAUACCUCCUGGGAAGAACUCAGAGAUCAGAGGGAGAUUCCCAAUGGACUCUACCUGUUCUCCAAGAUUGACCCUCCAGAGGUAGUAACCUACUAUCUACAGGACCUUGCCAAUCAAGGGGUGGAUAUCUCUGACAUCACAGUGGACUGGCUUCCUGAGCAUCCAACUAACUUCAUGAAGAGGAUGCGAGAGCCCUCUGAGAAGUCCAAGAAGGCGAAGAAAGCAAGGCUGGGAGAAUCCUCUGGGUCAAGACCUCCAGUACCUCUAGCUGGCUCUCCAAGUAAGUCUGUACCUCUCUCUCGCUCUGUUAAAAUAAAACCUCUUGCUUCUUAUCUUCCCCAAACCACCUCUAUAUACACCACCUCUGAUACUCCUCCCUCAACCACCAGAACCUUUAACCCACCCUCACUUAAAUUUAACCUAGCUACCACCACAUUACCCAUUUCAGAAGUAGAAAUGCUGAAUGAAACCACUUCACCAUCAUCAUCACCAUCUCUACAAUCCCCACCAUACUACGAACUCUCCUCCGACACUGGACCAUCUGACCCUCAAUCCCCCACUUUGACUCAGCUACAAGCUCAUGCUCUGGCCUCUCAACAGCCAUCACACUCUGAACUUGAACCAGAAGUCACUUUCUCACCUCCUGAACAUCCAAAUCCCACCACAUCUAAACAAACACCACCACCUGCACAACAACCAAUCCCCUUUGAACCACAACCAACCCAACCAUCAUUUGAACCACACCCAGAACCUCAACAAACAACACAGUCACCCUCUGACAUUCCACCACCCAUCACUUCCGCUGCCUCCAUCACUCCCACAUUCAAUCUCAGUGCCCCAAACUCACUCUCUCCACCCUCCCUAACCCCUGCCACUGAACCAGAAACUACCAUUCUUACCCUUGAAGAAGCAAUCCAGGUUUUUGCAGAGUCUUCAGUCGAGAAGGUCAAAGAAGAUGAAGCCAAGGCUGCCGCUGAUGCUGCUGCUGCUGCGGCUGCUGCUGAGGCUAUGACAAAAGCUAAAGCCGACGCUGAAGAAUCAACUCGUAUUACUGAAGAAGCAGCUGCCAAAGCCAACACUGAUGCACUGACUCAGGGGGAGAACUCUAACUCUGGGUUCGUCCCUCUAGUCUUGAAGACUCUAGAGGAACUGCAGAAAGAACAACAGAAUUAG